AUGAGCACUCUUAGGGUAUUCUCAACGAAGAAAUCUCCCCCUACCUUUGAUAUACAAUUGGAUGGCAACCAUUGGUCAACCGUGUUCGCUUCCAGUAAAGAUUUGAUUUAUGUAGAAGCCAUAUAUGUUGCAAAGAAGGAUACCAUAAGUGUGUGCUUAGCCCAGACACAGCCCAAUCAGCUUCCUUUCAUAUCAUCACUUGAGGUGAGGAAUUUGGAUUCUUCAAUGUAUAAACAGGUCGACUCCAACUAUGCUUUGUUCUUAACAAGAAGGGCUGCUUUUGGUACAAAUAAAACCAUAAGGUACCCAGAUGACGUAUAUGAUCGAAUAUGGGUUGGAGCAACAGGAAGAGGCAAUGGAGUAGUUGAUGUUACAAGUGACAUCCUGAUUAUCGACACUGCUUUGUGCCUAGACUUCCCUCCAACUACUGUGCUACGAAAUGCAUUAACUACAGAGAAUAUACCCAUUCUCUUCUUAGGAACUCAUCUUCCAAUAACCCCAGUCCCAUUCUAUAUUAACAUGUAUUUCUUAGAAUUAUAUUCUCUAGAUUAUAACACCCAGCUACGAUCCUUCACCAUCGACAUGGAUUCUUCACCCAUCAACCCUAAACCCAUAUUUCCAUACUAUGGAGCUGGUACUGAGAUUUACAUCGUCAAUGGCACUGCUUCCUCCAAUGAUACAUUUGCUUUGGUCUCCACCAAUAAUUCCACACUUCCUCCAUUGAUAAAUGCCAUGGAAGUCUUUAUAGUUAGUGGUCCACUCACAGAUGGAACCAACAGUGAUGAUGUGCAACAAUUGAGUUUAUUACAAACCCAAUUCUCUGUGCUAGCAGAAUGGAGUGGCGAUCCUUGCCUUCCAGCACCUUAUACCUGGGAAUGGGUUGCUUGCACCUCUGAUGCUAUGCCUCGCAUUACAGCACUGCUUCUUAGUGGCUUUGGUCUCUCUGGAACACUUCCGGAUUUUAGCUCCAUGGUUGCUCUUCAAACCAUAGAUUUGCACAACAACAGCUUAACAGGAGAAAUUCCUUCUUUCCUAGGCGAUCUCCCCUACCUUAAAGAGCUGAACCUGGCGGAUAAUGAAUUAAGUGGAACCGUACCAAUCUCACUUUCCAAAAAGAAGUUCAAAUUAGAUGUUUCGGGCAACCAGAAAUUGUGCGCCUCAUGUGUGGGUUCAGGGCCUUCGAGCUCUCCAUCUACAAGCAGUAGCGGCAAGAAAGGGAGCAAUUUAGCAAUAAUUUUAGGAGUCACAAUCCCUGCUUUCAUUGUCUUGUUGGUGAUCGUGGCACUUGUGGCUGUCACAUACCACAGGCGAAAAACUGCAGCCAUUACAUCCAUGGAUGCAGGUUAG
This is a messenger RNA of Macadamia integrifolia, 1347 nucleotides long. Its product is annotated as probable LRR receptor-like serine/threonine-protein kinase At1g05700. Gene Ontology annotation, molecular function: protein binding. Bases 1 to 1347 code for a protein of 448 amino acids. The record is from RefSeq and is a predicted model, not a curated record. NCBI's taxonomy places the organism in Eukaryota, Viridiplantae, Streptophyta, Magnoliopsida, Proteales, Proteaceae. The transcript is spliced from 8 exons.